This is a messenger RNA of Synchiropus splendidus (mandarinfish), 573 nucleotides long. RefSeq names its product ATPase inhibitor A, mitochondrial-like. The transcript has 3 exons. Gene Ontology annotation, biological process: negative regulation of ATP-dependent activity. NCBI's taxonomy places the organism in Eukaryota, Metazoa, Chordata, Actinopteri, Syngnathiformes, Callionymidae. Bases 124 to 450 code for a protein of 108 amino acids. Gene Ontology annotation, cellular component: mitochondrion. Gene Ontology annotation, molecular function: ATPase inhibitor activity. The record is from RefSeq and is a predicted model, not a curated record.
AGCCAUAUGCUGCUUCCACCUUAGACGAACACUUGGAGGCAAAUUUCCGCAUAUUCGUGAUAUACGUUGAAGCAGACAAUCGUCUCGAUCUUCUUUGCUGGCGUGUUUGCAUCCGUCGCGGUAAUGUCUCGAUUUCUGCUGCGGUCAAAGCUAAGAGACUGUCUGGUCUCGCAAGUCAGAAAGCGGUCUGAUCAGCUUGGUGAGUUGGGGUCAGGGGCCGGUAAGGGCGGCGGAGGAGGAGGCGCAGUGAGGCAAGCUGGAGGUGCAUUUGGCAAAAGGGAAGCAGCUGAAGAGGAGCGAUACUUCAGGCAAAAGGAGAGGGAGCAGAUGGAGGCUCUGAGGAAGCACCAUGCUGAGGAGAUUGAUCACCACAAGAAGGAGAUUGAGCGCCUACAAAAAGAGAUCGAUCGUCACAAGGGAAAAAUCAGGAAGCUCAAACAUGAUGACUAAACGUCAUUUCAUUCCUGCCAAAAGAAAAACAAAUAUCAUAUACCCUUAUAAGCCCAUGUGCUCUUCUGUAUGAGAUGUCAUGAGUACGCAGUGACGAAUAAAGUAACUUUUUUUUCAACAAUA